AUGGCAACCAAGCAGGCGGAGGCCGCCGCGAAGGCGGCCCGGUUCCAGAAGGCCACGAAGGAGCCACUGAUGGUGUCUGCGGCCCCGCUCUCUCUUGAGUGGUCUAACUCCGCAUCCGUGAUCGGGACAGCGGAGGGCUCCACCAACUCCCGCCGCGCAGACCCGUGUGCCGAGCUCCUGGCGGCAACAGAGCGGAAUGCGCAGGAGGCGCGCGAGGAGCGGGAGAAGGCGGAGAAGGAGAAGGCGGACGCGGCCAAGGCGGCGUCGGAGGAGGACGAUGCAGCGGCCAAGGCCCAGGCCGACGCCGCGGCUAAGGCCCAGGCGGACGCGGCCGCCAAGGCGCAAGCGGAGGAGGCAGCCCACGGCCGAGCCCCGCAACUCAUCAUCCCCCUGCGCUUCGUGCCACCCGCGCCCGAGAUGUCGGCGACGACCGGAGGAGUCGGCGACAAGCAGACGGAUUACCACAACAUCCGUGCGGCCGCCUUCAACUCCCACAUCCAGGAGCUGGCCAAGCGGAAUGCUGACUUGGUUGAGAGCCGGGGGGAGGCGUUCGGCGCGUCACGCUACUCUGGGGGCGUCUCCAAAGAGAGCAGCUCCGGCGCCGAGCAAGGCUUCUAA
Molecule: messenger RNA, 618 nt
Organism: Aegilops tauschii subsp. strangulata
Lineage: Eukaryota; Viridiplantae; Streptophyta; Magnoliopsida; Poales; Poaceae
Source: RefSeq, a predicted model, not a curated record